Ornithodoros turicata is the source of this 6541-nucleotide messenger RNA. Its product is annotated as multiple epidermal growth factor-like domains protein 6. The record is from RefSeq and is a predicted model, not a curated record. Gene Ontology annotation, cellular component: extracellular region. The transcript is spliced from 27 exons. Bases 129 to 6359 code for a protein of 2076 amino acids. NCBI's taxonomy places the organism in Eukaryota, Metazoa, Arthropoda, Arachnida, Ixodida, Argasidae.
AGCACAUAACGUCCCUCUUGCGGCUCGUGCUUCAAUUGACAGCCGUUUGUUGCCUUUCAGACAGUGCUGGGCUGGUAGCAGCCGAACGAAGAGGUGGCAUAGGGACCCCGUUUGGAAAGUUUCAGAAGAUGGCGGCUGGACCGCACGUGCUGGUGUUACUGCUUCUGUCGAUCACUGCAACGCAAGCUGUAAGGAAGGUGAGGUGCCCGGACCGCAGCUACUGCAAAUUAGGCUCAACGUGUUGCCUGCAGAAGGACGGUAAAUAUGGCUGUUGUCCGUAUGAACUGGCCCAAUGCUGCAGUGACCAUGCCCACUGCUGUCCCGAGGGCUACACCUGUCUGGUAUCGGAUGGGACAUGCGUCCGUGCUACGUUCACCAGAAUGGCUGCGCAGGUGCUUGACACCAGUGAGCACAAAGAGGACGAAGACAUCGAAAGAACCCUUGCCCUUACGUGUCCAGAUGGGACGACAUGCACAGAAGACUCGACGUGUUGCCAGCUGAAAGGAGGUGACUACGGCUGCUGCCAGUUCAAGGACGCAGUGUGCUGCCCCGACCAGGAUCACUGCUGUCCAGACGGAUACAGUUGCGGACCCGAUGGCACCUGCACGAAAGACGCGAGGACAGUUCCUAUGGCCAAAAAGUACCAGUCUUUGAAGCCUAACCUUCCGGUCAAGGAAAAUACUGUCUUCAUCAACAUAUCCCGACCUGUCAGCAGCUUUGGCGACGUCCUCUGUCCUGACGGAAAUGUCUGCGAUCCUGGAUCAACCUGUUGUGAGAUUGCUGAUGGAGCGUACGGUUGCUGUCCGCUCCUGAACGCCGUGUGCUGCAGUGAUAAGGUUCACUGCUGCCCCUCAGGAUAUCGAUGCGAUACUUCUGAAGGGAGAUGCCUUCUCAAGCACGAAGUCAGACCCACGGUCUUGCAGCAGUCGACAAACGACGUUGGAGUACGGGUGCAAGGCCUGUACGUUGAAUGUCCUGAUCACAGUUUCUGCGGUGACGGAUCCACCUGUUGUCUCUCUACGAGUGGCCGGUACGCAUGCUGUCCAUACAGCAAUGCGGAAUGCUGCAGUGACCACGUGCACUGCUGUCCUGAGGGAUACCGCUGUCUUAUCUCCAGGGGAUCCUGCGUCAGAGUAUCGACACGAAUUGCAGCGAAUCGAAUCUCCCCUGCAACCUCGCAACGCAUGCUGCUGUCCUUCCAAAGUCAGUACGUGCAGUGUCCCGACCGCUCGUAUUGCCCUACCAACAGCACUUGUUGUCUCCUAACAACUGGUCGUUAUGGCUGCUGUCCUUACGACCAUGCUGAGUGUUGUAGCGACCACAGAAGUUGCUGUCCCGAGGGCUACCGCUGCCAAGUAUCUUCGCAUACCUGCACGAAAGGUUCCACAAGUAUUGCAAUGUCAGAGAAGCGCCCAUCGCUCAGUCUGGACGUGGUGCUGUCCAUACAGAGUCAAUACGUCCCGUGCCCCGAUCGUUCCUAUUGCCCUACCAACAGCACUUGUUGCCUCCUAACAACUGGUCAGUAUGGCUGCUGUCCUUACGACCAUGCUGAGUGUUGUAGCGACCACAGAAGUUGCUGUCCCGAGGGCUACCGCUGCCAAGUAUCUUCGCAUACCUGCACGAAAGGUUCCACAAGUAUUGCAAUGUCCGAGAAGCGCCCAUCUCUCUCUCUGGACGUGGUGCUGUCCAUACAGAGUCAAUACGUCCCGUGCCCCGACCGCUCUUAUUGCCCUACCAACAGCACUUGUUGCCUCCUAACAACUGGUCAGUAUGGCUGCUGUCCUUACGACCAUGCUGAGUGCUGUAGCGACCACAGAAGUUGCUGUCCCGAGGGCUACCGCUGUCAAGUAUCUUCGCAUUCCUGCACGAAAGGUUCCACAAGUAUUGCAAUGUCCGAGAAGCGCCCAUCUCUCUCUCUGGACGUGGUGCUGUCCAUACAGAGUCAAUACGUCCCGUGCCCCGAUCGUUCCUAUUGCCCUACCAACAGCACUUGUUGCCUCCUAACAACUGGUCAGUAUGGCUGCUGUCCUUACGACCAUGCUGAGUGUUGUAGCGACCACAGAAGUUGCUGUCCCGAGGGCUACCGCUGCCAAGUAUCUUCGCAUACCUGCACGAAAGGUUCCACAAGUAUUGCAAUGUCCGAGAAGCGCCCAUCUCUCUCUCUGGACGUGGUGCUGUCCAUACAGAGUCAAUACGUCCCGUGCCCCGACCGCUCUUAUUGCCCUACCAACAGCACUUGUUGCCUCCUAAGAACUGGUCAGUAUGGCUGCUGUCCUUACGACCAUGCUGAGUGCUGUAGCGACCACAGAAGUUGCUGUCCCGAGGGCUACCGCUGUCAAGUAUCUUCGCAUUCCUGCACGAAAGGUUCCACAAGUAUUGCAAUGUCCGAGAAGCGCCCAUCUCUCUCUCUGGACGUGGUGCUGUCCAUACAGAGUCAAUACGUCCCGUGCCCCGAUCGUUCCUAUUGCCCUACCAACAGCACUUGUUGCCUCCUAACAACUGGUCAGUAUGGCUGCUGUCCUUACGACCAUGCUGAGUGUUGUAGCGACCACAGAAGUUGCUGUCCCGAGGGCUACCGCUGCCAAGUAUCUUCGCAUACCUGCACGAAAGGUUCCACAAGUAUUGCAAUGUCCGAGAAGCGCCCAUCUCUCUCUCUGGACGUGGUGCUGUCCAUACAGAGUCAAUACGUCCCGUGCCCCGAUCGUUCCUAUUGCCCUACCAACAGCACUUGUUGUCUCCUAACAACUGGUCGUUAUGGCUGCUGUCCUUACGACCAUGCUGAGUGUUGUAGCGACCACAGAAGUUGCUGUCCCGAGGGCUACCGCUGCCAAGUAUCUUCGCAUACCUGCACGAAAGGUUCCACAAGUAUUGCAAUGUCCGAGAAGCGCCCAUCUCUCUCUCUGGACGUGGUGCUGUCCAUACAGAGUCAAUACGUCCCGUGCCCCGAUCGUUCCUAUUGCCCUACCAACAGCACUUGUUGCCUCCUAACAACUGGUCAGUAUGGCUGCUGUCCUUACGACCAUGCUGAGUGUUGUAGCGACCACAGAAGUUGCUGUCCCGAGGGCUACCGCUGCCAAGUAUCUUCGCAUACCUGCACGAAAGGUUCCACAAGUAUUGCAAUGUCCGAGAAGCGCCCAUCUCUCUCUCUGGACGUGGUGCUGUCCAUACAGAGUCAAUACGUCCCGUGCCCCGAUCGUUCCUAUUGCCCUACCAACAGCACUUGUUGUCUCCUAACAACUGGUCGUUAUGGCUGCUGUCCUUACGACCAUGCUGAGUGUUGUAGCGACCACAGAAGUUGCUGUCCCGAGGGCUACCGCUGCCAAGUAUCUUCGCAUACCUGCACGAAAGGUUCGACAAGUAUUGCAAUGUCCGAGAAGCGCCCAUCUCUCUCUCUGGACGUGGUGCUGUCCAUACAGAGUCAAUACGUCCCGUGCCCCGAUCGUUCCUAUUGCCCUACCAACAGCACUUGUUGCCUCCUAACAACUGGUCAGUAUGGCUGCUGUCCUUACGACCAUGCUGAGUGCUGUAGCGACCACAGAAGUUGCUGUCCCGAGGGCUACCGCUGUCAAGUAUCUUCGCAUUCCUGCACGAAAGGUUCCACAAGUAUUGCAAUGUCAGAGAAGUGCCCAUCUCUCUCACUGGACGUGGUACUGUCCUUGCAAAGUCAGUACGUGCAGUGUCCCGACCGCUCGUAUUGCCCUACCAACAGCACUUGUUGUCUCCUAACAACUGGUCGUUAUGGCUGCUGUCCUUACGACCAUGCUGAGUGUUGUAGCGACCACAGAAGUUGCUGUCCCGAGGGCUACCGCUGCCAAGUAUCUUCGCAUACCUGCACGAAAGGUUCCACAAGUAUUGCAAUGUCAGAGAAGCGCCCAUCGCUCAGUCUGGACGUGGUGCUGUCCAUACAGAGUCAAUACGUCCAGUGUCCCGACCGCUCUUAUUGCCCUGCCAACACCACCUGUUGUCUCCUAACAACUGGUCGUUAUGGCUGCUGUCCCUACGACCAUGCUGAGUGUUGUAGCGACCACAGAAGUUGCUGUCCCGAGGGCUACCGCUGCCAAGUAUCUUCGCAUACCUGCACGAAAGGUUCCACAAGUAUUCCAAUGUCCGAGAAGCGCCCAUCGCUCUCUCUGGACGUGGUGCUGUCCAUACAGAGUCAAUACGUCCAGUGUCCCGACCACUCUUACUGCCCUGCCAACUCCACCUGUUGUCUCCUAACGACUGGUCGUUAUGGCUGCUGUCCUUACCAUCAUGCUGAGUGUUGUAGCGACCACAGAAGUUGCUGCCCCGAGGGCUACCGCUGUCAAAUAUCUAAGGGCACCUGCACGAAAGGUUCCGCAAGUAUUGCAAUGUCCGAGAAGCGCCCAUCUCUCUCUCUGGACGUGGUGCUGUCCAUACAGAGUCAAUACGUCCAGUGUCCCGACCACUCUUACUGCCCUGCCAACUCCACCUGUUGUCUCCUAACGACUGGUCGUUAUGGCUGCUGUCCUUACCAUCAUGCUGAGUGUUGUAGCGACCACAGAAGUUGCUGCCCCGAGGGCUACCGCUGUCAAAUAUCUAAGGGCACCUGCACGAAAGGUUCCGCAAGUAUUGCAAUGUCCGAGAAGCGCCCAUCUCUCUCUCUGGACGUGGUGCUGUCCAUACAGAGUCAAUACGUCCCGUGCCCCGAUCGUUCCUAUUGCCCUACCAGCAGCACUUGUUGCCUCCUAACAACUGGUCGUUAUGGCUGCUGUCCUUACGACCAUGCUGAGUGUUGUAGCGACCACAGAAGUUGCUGUCCUGAGGGCUACCGCUGCCAAGUAUCUUCGCAUACCUGCACGAAAGGUUCGACAAGUAUUGCAAUGUCCGAGAAGCGCCCAUCUCUCUCUCUGGACGUGGUGCUGUCCAUACAGAGUCAAUACGUCCCGUGCCCCGAUCGUUCCUAUUGCCCUACCAGCAGCACUUGUUGCCUCCUAACAACUGGUCAGUAUGGCUGCUGUCCUUACGACCAUGCUGAGUGCUGUAGCGACCACAGAAGUUGCUGUCCCGAGGGCUACCGCUGCCAAGUAUCUUCGCAUACCUGCACGAAAGGUUCCACAAGUAUUCCAAUGUCCGAGAAGCGCCCAUCGCUCUCUCUGGACGUGGUGCUGUCCAUACAGAGUCAAUACGUCCCGUGCCCCGAUCGUUCCUAUUGCCCUACCAGCAGCACUUGUUGCCUCCUAACAACUGGUCAGUAUGGCUGCUGUCCUUACGACCAUGCUGAGUGCUGUAGCGACCACAGAAGUUGCUGUCCCGAGGGCUACCGCUGCCAAGUAUCUUCGCAUACCUGCACGAAAGGUUCCACAAGUAUUCCAAUGUCCGAGAAGCGCCCAUCGCUCUCUCUGGACGUGGUGCUGUCCAUACAGAGCCAAUACGUCCAGUGUCCCGACCACUCUUACUGCCCUGCCAACUCCACCUGUUGUCUCCUAACGACUGGUCGUUAUGGCUGCUGUCCUUACCAUCAUGCUGAGUGUUGUAGCGACCACAGAAGUUGCUGCCCCGAGGGCUACCGCUGUCAAAUAUCUAAGGGCACCUGCACGAAAGGUUCCGCAAGUAUUGCAAUGUCCGAGAAGCGCCCAUCUCUCUCUCUGGACGUGGUGCUGUCCAUACAGAGUCAAUACGUCCCGUGCCCCGAUCGUUCCUAUUGCCCUACCAACAGCACUUGUUGCCUCCUAACAACUGGUCAGUAUGGCUGCUGUCCUUACGACCAUGCUGAGUGUUGUAGCGACCACAGAAGUUGCUGUCCCGAGGGCUACCGCUGUCAAGUAUCUUCGCAUACCUGCACGAAAGGUUCUACAAGUAUUGCAAUGUCCGAGAAGCGCCCAUCUCUCUCUCUGGACGUGGUGCUGUCCUUACAGAGCGGACCCGUGUUAUGCAGUGGUAACACAACACGCUGCGCAGAGGGCUCCACAUGCUGCCCUUUAGCCCACGGAGGCUAUGGCUGCUGUCCGUACAAAGAUGCUGAGUGCUGCUACGACGGCAUUCACUGUUGUAGCAGAGGCUACCACUGCGAUUUCACCGGCGCAUGCGUCUUCGGGCCAUCCACAUCAAACCCGCAAAAGAAGUUGCCUUCUGCGGGUGCACUGCUGUUUCAAAGUCUUUUCAGCUCUGAAAUCACGUGCCCCGACCAGACCAGGUGUCCAGGAGGCAGGACCUGCUGCAAGACGGAGGAUGGGAAGUACGGCUGCUGCCCGUUUUCAGAAGCCGUGUGUUGCGAUGACGGAGUCCACUGCUGCCCCACAGGACACCAAUGUAACCUCGCGGAGGGCACCUGCGAAAGCCAGGAGCAGAACCAAAUAGUGCCAAUGCUCAAGAAGUUCCCAAGCACUCCGGCGCCAUAGUUUUCUCAUCUCAUCAUUGCGCACGGGGUUCAAUGUUUCCUUUAAUGUUGUCACACUUUUACUAACACGAGAGAUUCUGUGAUCAUAACUCAUCGUUUUGUUCGGUACCAAGUCGGGAAAGGCUAUGUGUGUAUGGUUUGGUGCUGUGCAUCAUGACAGAAUAAAACUGCUGUCAGCCCCGA